Molecule: messenger RNA, 2052 nt
Organism: Eubalaena glacialis (North Atlantic right whale)
Lineage: Eukaryota; Metazoa; Chordata; Mammalia; Artiodactyla; Balaenidae
Gene: PEX10
Product: peroxisomal biogenesis factor 10
Exons: 6
Coding region: 113-1204 (363 amino acids)
Biological process (GO): protein import into peroxisome matrix
Cellular component (GO): peroxisomal membrane
Molecular function (GO): zinc ion binding
Source: RefSeq, a predicted model, not a curated record
CGCCGCGUGGGCGUGGCUAUCCGCUUCGCCGUAGCCCCAGGUCACCACGAUCUCCCCGGUCACCACGAUCUCCCCGGUCUCCACGGUCCCCGCGGCCCCGCGACCCUAGGCCAUGGCCCCCGCGGCCGCCAGCCCCCCGGAGGUAGUCCGUGCGGCGCAGAAGGACGACUACUACCGCGGCGGGCUGCGGAGCGCGGCGGGCGGCGCCCUGCACAGCCUCGCGGGUGCGAAGAAGUGGCUGGAGUGGAGGAGAGAGAUUGAGCUGGUGUCGGAUGUCGCCUACUUUGGCCUCACUACACUGGCAGGUAGCAGCCCCUGGCAGGACCUCAAGGCCCACAACGCACGCCGAGCCCAGAGGACAGGAGAGGGGCUGCCAGCAGAGCUACCAGACCCUCGGGGAGGAGUACGUCAGCAUCGUGCAGGUGGACCCGACCCAGGGCCGAGUGCCCUCGAGGUUGCGCCGCGGCGUACUGGUGGCGCUGCACACCGUCCUGCCCUACCUGCUGGACAAGGCCCUGCUCCACCUGGAGCACGAGCUGCAGGCCGAUGGCGACGGCGCCUGGCCCUCGCGGGGCAGCCAGGCCCCCGGUGCCCGUGGCCAGUCGGGGGCAAGGCGCUGGGUGCGCCGGUGCGCGGCCGCCCUGACGGAGCAGCAGCAGGGGGCGCUCCUGCGGGCUGUGUUGGCGCUCAGGCAGGGCCUCGGGUGCCUCCAGCGUCUCCACGUCGCCUGGUUCGACAUCCACGGCGCCUUCUACCACCUGGCCAAGAGGUUCACGGGCAUCACCUACCUCCAUGUCCGCUACCCGCUCGCAGAGGACCCUCGGGCCCGUGCCAGCUACAGGCUGCUGGGGCUCGUGUCCCUGCUGCACCUGGCACUGGCUGCGGGCCUGCAGCUCUACGGCUUCCGGCAGAGGCAGCGCGCCCAGAGGGAGUGGAGGCCGCAGCGUGGCCUGUCCCACCACAGGAGCUACGCAGAGGAGAGAACAGUUUCCAGAACCUCACUGUGCACCCUGUGCCUGGAGGAGCGCAGGUACUCGACAGCCACGCCCUGCGGCCACCUGUUCUGCUGGGGCUGCAUCACCCACUGGGCCGACACCAAGAUGGAGUGUCCCCUCUGCAGGGAGAAGUUCCUCCCCCAGAAGCUGGUCUACCUGCGGCACUACCGCUGACCCGACGGAGGGAGGAACCCAGGAGUCUUUCCUGAUGUCGGGAGGAAGUUUAUUCUCAAGGUUGACAAGUUGACUUUACUUGCACAGAAAUCGUGAAACUCUCAAGUCUCUUAUUCUUUGUCACAUAAGAUACCGUGCCAGCCGCCAGGGAGGACAGGCGCUGGACCUGGACCUGGCGGUGAAAUGGCUUCUGGGCAGGGCCUGCAGGGCUGCCAGCCAGACAGCUCAGCACUUAAACAGAACUUCCCUCCCUUCCCCAAACCGGUCAUUUAUAUCCAACACCAGGCACACAGUGAGGGCAGGGCCAGACGGGCCAGGACUGAGCAGGCGCCGAGAACCAGCAGUGUGCCUUCCCAGCGUGGUCAGCCUUCCAGCCCAAACGACCCACAAACCUUAACCCUUGUCACCAGAGCUGGCUUUUGGGGCGAGGGGGCACGGCCCUUCCCGGAAAGCAAGGAGCCGUGAUCGCCCCCUAACACAUUUGGCAGGUGCCUUCUAAUAAAUGUCAAGUUUGUUUCCCGUUUUAGAAAAUGGAGGGCUUCCCUGGUGGCGCAGUGAUUAAGAAUCCGCCUGCAAAUGCAGGGCACACGGGUUCAAGCCCUGGUCCGGGAAGAUCCCACAUGCCGCGGAGCAAGCCCGUGCGCCCCAGCUACCGAGCCUGCGCUCUAGAGCCCGCGUGCCACAGCUGCUGAGCCCGUGUGCAACAACUACUGAAGCCCGCACGCCUAGAGCCCGUGCUCCACAACGAGAGAAGACGCCACAAUGAGAAGCCCGCGGCACCGCAACGAAGAGUAACCCCUGCUCACCACAACUAGAGAAAGCCCGCGCUCAGCAACAAAGACCCAACGCAGCCAAAACUAAAAAAUAAAUUUUAAAAAUAAAA